Melopsittacus undulatus (budgerigar) is the source of this 2821-nucleotide messenger RNA. RefSeq names its product N-alpha-acetyltransferase 30, NatC catalytic subunit (gene NAA30). Gene Ontology annotation, biological process: N-terminal peptidyl-methionine acetylation. Gene Ontology annotation, cellular component: NatC complex. Lineage: Eukaryota; Metazoa; Chordata; Aves; Psittaciformes; Psittaculidae. The transcript has 5 exons. Gene Ontology annotation, molecular function: protein-N-terminal amino-acid acetyltransferase activity. The coding region runs from base 92 to 1315 and encodes 407 amino acids. The record is from RefSeq and is a predicted model, not a curated record.
UUGUCCGCGUGUUACGGCAGCGGCGGCCGCGCUUGGCGGCCGCUGGAUGAGCGGAGAGUGGGAGCCGCGGCGCUGAGGAGACGUGGGGGAUAUGGCCGAGAUACCGCCGGGGCCUAGCAGCGUACUCUCCCCUCAGGGGGACACGCUCUCCCCCUUCCCCGGAGGAGGAGGAGGAGGGGGGACUGCUUCCUCCUCCUCUUACACCUUUUCUCCUGCCGCCGCCGCCUGUACCGGGGCCCAGGACGAGGAGGCCGAAGAGGAGGAGGAAGAGGAGGGACCCGCGGGCGGACUGGAGCAACAGCGAGGAGGAGGAGGAGGCAGCGACGGAGGCAAGGGGGGGCAGCAGCACUGCCACCACCAUCAUCAUCCCCCGCACCACAACCACCAGCUCAACGGCCUCAUCAGCCCCGAGCUGCGGCAUCUGCGGGCCUCCCUCAAGGGCAAGAUCCUCAGCUCGGAGGCAGGGGUAGCUCCCGAGGGGCUGGAGAACAAGCGAGCCAGUAAAACAAUGGGCUCUGGACAGCAGCAGCAGUCAUCGCCCCCGACCACAGCACCGUGCUCAUCCUCCCUUACCAACCACCUCCCUCCUCAGGGAAGGACUGCACCCUCUCCUCCUCCUUCUCCUCCGGCAGCAGCAGCAAGAGAGGACAGUAGCCAGCCUACUGCCACAACUACGACUGCUGCUAAGACUGCAGCCGACAGUGGACUGGCAGAAGGGACUGGCUUGGAGGAGGAAGAGCAGGAGGAGGGGAAUAAAGGAGGGGAGCAGGAGGAGUCCCUGCUGCUACUCUCCGAGUCCUUAGCAGCAGCUUGUAGUUUGAAAGGCUCGGGAACGGACUCUCAGCCCGAGGAGGACAUAACGAUACGAUACGUCCAAUAUGAGUCAGAGCUGCAGAUGCCCGAUAUCAUGAGACUGAUCACCAAAGAUCUGUCUGAACCCUACUCCAUUUACACAUAUAGGUAUUUUAUCCACAACUGGCCACAACUUUGCUUUUUGGCCAUGGUAGGUGAGGAGUGUGUAGGUGCCAUCGUCUGCAAGCUGGAUAUGCACAAAAAGAUGUUCCGCAGAGGUUAUAUAGCCAUGUUAGCAGUGGAUUCCAAAUACAGAAGAAAAGGAAUUGGUACAAACUUGGUUAAGAAAGCUAUUUAUGCUAUGGUUGAAGGAGAUUGUGAUGAGGUUGUAUUGGAAACAGAAAUCACAAAUAAGUCUGCUUUGAAACUUUAUGAAAACCUUGGUUUUGUGCGAGACAAGAGGCUGUUCAGAUACUAUUUAAAUGGAGUUGAUGCACUGCGUCUUAAACUAUGGCUGCGUUAAAAGAAACCAUCAAAUCAAGAAACUGACGUCCCAACAGCGCAAGGUUGUCCUUUGCCAUGCAAUGCAAUUUGUACAAAAUUGCUUUGCAGGUGGACUUAGUAAUUUUCAUACAGCUCUUAAUCUGUCAGUGUCUCAUUGAGUGUCGCACAUAUUUGUUGCACUUUGGCAUGGCGCAUUUGUUCAGAAUUAAAACCGAUUGUUUCAGACUUCGAGUUCUUUUGGUACCAGCAAGAUGUGCCAGUUGAUAACCAAGAUAUUUUCAUUCAUUUGCAAGUCUACUGACUAUUACAUACACAGUGAACGUUUUAUCAAAGAACCUGUAUGUGGAACGCGACCUCUGGUUCCAGAAAAAAGCCAAUGUAGAUUGUAAAAUUCUAUAAGUAUACUAACAUUUCAUACAAAAAAUUGCCAUAGUUUUCUGGGAAAAGGCUUCAAUUUUAGGUUUUAUUUUUCAAUAUUGAAUUUUCCAUUCUUAAAUAUUGGUACCUCAGUGAUUAGUGAAUGAAAAAAUGUAUUGUAGGGUGGGGUGUGUGUUACAAUGAGUAACAGUAACAAUUAAAUUGCGUCUGCCAGUGCCUGUAUAGAUAAGUAUAUUUGUCUUCACCUCUUAAGUUUGGAGUGCAUGCUUUUAUUCUUUUACUUUCUUCAAUUGUCUUUGCAAGAAAAUUUCUGCUUUUAUUUAAAUUCUGGAUUUGAUAAUAAAUUAUUUCAGAUUUUUAUAAUUUGGAUACUCCCAAAUUAGGGUUUGGAAGACCCUUUUCUUAUAGCAAGAAGUGUAAGCUAUUUUGAAAAUCUUGAGUAGCUGCUAAAAGAGAACCUGAUGUCACCAGUAAAUCUCUGCUGGUCUUGGAUGCACUUUUUUCAUUAAAAGAGUGAGGGACUUUUGAAAGACUAUAUAGAAAAUUAAUGUAAAUUGGUAUGAUUUUAUUUAAUCAAAAUUAUUGCUAGAAGCUCAGAAAAACAGCUGUUUUAAGAUAGUUGGAACAAUUUUUUUUCAGAUUCAGAGUACUUUGCUUCACUGUUCUAAAAUGCUUCACUCUUGAUCUUGGAAAUAAAUUUCAAGGUGUAUUGUAUGCAUUUUUAGCUGCUCUAAUUUUCUCUAAACUUUCAUGAGCUAAAUUAUUGGGGGAUUUUCACCCUCUAAAAUGAAAGCAGAGGGGAAGGACUUCUCUCUUUCUCUCUCUUUCUCGCAUUUGCUCUUGCUCUGUUUUUCUCUAUUUUUCUCUUUUCCUUUCUGAAAUUGGGCUUACAUAGGUUUUACCAACACCUAUCAAUAUUUUCAGUAAUUACCGUGUCUAGGCUUUCUUGUUCAGUGUAAUUAUACAGCCCAGUUCUAUGAAUGAGUUGGAUUUUUUCACUUCAGAAAGAAAAAAAAGGUAUUCAUUGACUUGUGGAAAUACCUAUGUAACCUGUGAAAAGGAUGAACUCUCAGUAAAUCUGCUCUUCUGUAGCUGAACGUACUCUUCAGAUUUGCCUUACUACACUUUAUUAUUAUUAUUUUUGAGA